This is a messenger RNA of Phaethon lepturus (White-tailed tropicbird), 1305 nucleotides long. RefSeq names its product ankyrin repeat, SAM and basic leucine zipper domain containing 1 (gene ASZ1). The transcript has 12 exons. Gene Ontology annotation, molecular function: protein binding. The annotation marks the transcript as partial. Gene Ontology annotation, cellular component: pi-body. Lineage: Eukaryota; Metazoa; Chordata; Aves; Phaethontiformes; Phaethontidae. The record is from RefSeq and is a predicted model, not a curated record. Gene Ontology annotation, biological process: piRNA processing.
CAGUUGGAGCAAAUGUUGCAGGCGGACAAGAAUGAAGCAUUAAAGAAGGCACUGUUUCGUGGUGAUGUGUCAUUAAUUGAAGAACUCUUAAACUCUGGUAUAAACAUAGAAUCUAGCUUUCAGUUUGGAUGGACGCCACUGAUGUGUGCUGCCAGUGUAGCUGACUUUGCAGUAGUGCGUCUUCUUCUGGACAGAGGUGCUAAUGCAUGUUUUGAAAUAGAUAAGUACACUGUGCUGAUGGCAGCAUGUAGUGCGCAUGCUUCAGAGGAAAACAUCUUGAAGACUGUAGAACUGCUUCUAUCAAGGAAUGCUGACCCUAACCUUACUUGCAGGAGACAAAUGACUCCACUGAUGUAUGCAGCUAGAAAAGGCUAUUCUCAGGUUGUUGCUUUUCUUGUCGCUCAUGGAUCACACAUAAAUGCCCAGGAUGAAAAUGGAUAUUCAGCAUUAAUAUGGGCAGCACAGCAUGGACAUAAAAGUGUAAUUUUUAAGUUGCUUGAGCUGGGAGCUGACAAAAAUCUACAGACUAAGGAUGAGAAAACAGCAGCAGAGCUAGCAAAAAUCAAUAAACAUUCAGAGAUUUAUAGUUUGCUCUCUUUGGCUGCAAAUCACUUGCAAGGGGGAUGCCAUGAAACAAUUAAGCAAGAGGCUAUCUACAAAUUUCUGACAGCUGCUUCUGACCAUAGAGUUGGUUCAUAUUCAACUUUUGAUGACAUGGAGGUGUUUUUACAUGGUCUUGGUCUAGAACACAUAAUAGGAUUAUUGAAGGAAAGAGAUAUAACUUUAAGACAACUUCUGAUCAUGCAAAAAGAUGAGUUAAUACAGAUUGGCAUUACAAAUCCUGGAGAUCAACAGAAACUCCUAGAUGCUAUUAGUGAGCUACAAGUGGAGGAAAUAAGAAUUGGAGAUCUCCCUGAAGUGAUGAAACUGGAAUUGAGUGGAGAUGAAUUCCUCAAGUUUCUUCAGAAGCUGAAUAAAGAAUGUAGUAAGCUGACCGUUCCAGUGCAGACCAUGAAUAAACAUUUCCUCAAGAAUUCUCACAAGAUAGUACUGCAGUGGGCACCAACCGAAAGUUUUAUUGAAGUCUGCAAAGACUUGAUUUGCAGUGUUGAAAAGCUGGGGGAAGAAGUUACCAAACUGAAGGACCUGGUGGAGAAGCAUGGACAGAAGAACGACCCCAGCCAAGUGAAAUUUCCAGAAAAAUCACCCACCUUGGAAAAAAGAUUAGUAAAAAUGGGAGCGGUAACAUUGCUUGGAUUUGGUUUUUUCUUCUUUAUAACUAAGUUAGUGGUAAAGAAAACCUGA